This is a messenger RNA of Phialemonium atrogriseum, 2489 nucleotides long. RefSeq lists its product as uncharacterized. The record is from RefSeq and is a predicted model, not a curated record. Lineage: Eukaryota; Fungi; Ascomycota; Sordariomycetes; Cephalothecales; Cephalothecaceae. The transcript has 2 exons. Bases 144 to 2204 code for a protein of 686 amino acids.
ACGAGUCUGUGACUACGUGAGGACACAAGGUCAUUCUUUUUACUCACAUCCAGACGCUUGAGGCUUAAUAGUGAUCGCUUUUCUCGACCGCGAGCACGAACUUCCUCUUAAAACCCAAGACCAUACCCUUGCCGGAUUUAGACAUGCAGAUUUUCAACCUGAUACUUCUACCCCUCCUAUUGAUAUCGACUUCAGAGGCUGGUCCUCUGAGCAGAAAGGUGGACUCGCGACAUGGUGUUGUCGACUCCCCAAGGUCGGCAUUAGCACAGCAUGGGAGAGGAAAGUGGGCAAGGCAGUUUGACACCGCCUUUAACAGCACCUCGGCCACGAUUACCACCACAAGCGCGACUAUCUCAAGCGCAUCGGCUGGCUCAUUGGAUACCGAAUCCCCGAGCACCAGUGAUGGAGGCACGAGCUCCUCCUAUAGCAGCGCGGAAGACUCCAGUUCGCCAUCCGCGUUGCCAACAGAGCAAACCGCUGAGGCAGCUACCUCUACGGCUGGACCCUCUUCUACCAAUGCUGAUGAUGGCUUGGGCCUGUCACGAUCGCCAUCCCUGAGCGCUCCAACCUCGAGUUCGGAUGCCCAAACGGAAAAUGACUCUUCCACAUCGGCGUCGGCACCGUCGCUUGACUCUUCCAGCGCCUCCCUAUCUGGACAGUCCGAGCCCUCGCAACAUGCUAGCCUGAUAACCGUGACAUUUGUGCCGGGCGCGGCAUUUCCGACAUCUACAGCGCCACGAUCCAUACCUGGUUCAUUGACAGAGGCUACAAGCAGCGCCCCGUCUUUCUCUAUCCCCGAGCUGUCUUCUAGCGGUACUGCUAGCAUAUCCGAAGAGGUCGCAUCUCGUGCGUCCUCGUCACUGAGCAGCAACGUCCCGAGCUCUCCUUCGACCUCGCCCAGCAGUACUGACAGCAUACCCGCGUUCUCGUCACCAAGCGACAUCGCCCCUGCGACCUCUCCUUCGGCUUCCACUAGCGGUACCGAUGGUGCACCUGACUUCUCAUCAUCGAGCAGCACCCCCCCGAGCUCUCCUUCGACCUCUCCUAGCAGUACUGAUAGUGCACCUGCGUUCUCGUCACCGAAUAGCAUCGCCUCGACCCCUCCCUCGACUUCCCCAAGCAGUACUGACAGUGCACCUGUGUCCUCGUCACCGACCAGCACAACUCGCACCGUUCCUUCGCCGACUGUCCCCAGCAGUACUGAUAGUGAACCUGCGUCCUUGUCACCGAGCAGCGCGACUCAAACAGAGCAAACCGCUGAGGCAGCUACCUCUACGGACGCUCCUCUGGCCUCGGGUGACCCAACCUCAACUUCGUCCGCCUCCUCCGCUUUGUCUUCAUCGUCGACAAACACUUCCAGCUCUUCAGCGGCCGUUCAAUAUUCGGCUACGCACUAUCGUGCUACUGGAGCAGUCAACGCUAAUGUGCCUACUGCUCUCACCUCUAUUCCGUCUGCAACGACAACGGUGUCCGCCGCAGACUUCGCAAAGAACGUUGAUCGGGCGAGGGAGCUCAACACCCUUUACGCUAACCUCACCGAAAAUUCUGCCUGUGCCGGGAACCAAGCGGCAUGCAUCAAUGGCAACGUUGGCAGAUGUCGCCCUGACGGCUCAUACGACAUCAUAUUCUGCCCCGCUGGCACUAGCUGCUUCGCCUUGCCCAUGGAAAACGCCGUUGCCGUCACCCUUGACUGUGUCGACCGAAAGACGGCUAAGAGUAUCUUGGGUACUCUCCCGGCUGCUCCACCAACAGGCGGAGGAGCCCCGACUUCUUCUGGUCAAGCCACGGGGGGCGCCGCUACAGACAGCACGUGUACAGCAGAGAGCUACAGCAGUACGACAACGGUGACACGAGAUGGCUCGGACAUCACCUUGACCGUGACUGUGACUGAAACCUCGACUUCUGAACAACCAACGUCAACGCCACCGGCGCGGGGGCCGGCAUCAGAUGUCACCUCGACUAUCGGAGGGGCAACUGACACCGAGGGGGCCUCUUCACCCCCUUCGCCGACAUCAGAGGUUCCGAAUGUCUUGUCGAAACCCGCCCCUACGACUUCGAGCGCGCCAGAGACCGAGUCCACCAAUUCGACCUUCAUCACCAAGUCAUUCGCUUCCAACGCGGUCGUCCCCACCAAGCCCCCGACCACCACCACGGUGACGGUGAGGGCGACAGCCAGAUUCACGGUUCCGGCGCGAGGUGUUUAAACAAGCCACCUUGCUGUUGAUGGCCCUGGGAAUGACGGCGUGGGCGAGGGUGGUGCGAAUAUGUACAGGCUGGAGUUGUCGGCUUGGAUAUGCGUAACUUCUCUCUCUCUCUCUCUCUCUUGGCUAUUACCGGAGUCUCGGUGAACCUGGUGUUCAAGGUGAAGAAACUUUACACUUACCCUACAGCGAAGGUUUUCUUCUUUUUUGAUUAGGUAGUUGAGAACUAAAGAUAGAGAACAAGCUUAGGAUACCACUUUAAUAACGUCUCGGAAGGAACGAUUCAAA